Messenger RNA from Alternaria alternata, 1416 nucleotides. RefSeq names its product NAD(P)-binding protein. The record is from RefSeq and is a predicted model, not a curated record. Bases 400 to 1380 code for a protein of 326 amino acids. The transcript has 2 exons. Lineage: Eukaryota; Fungi; Ascomycota; Dothideomycetes; Pleosporales; Pleosporaceae.
UGUCAACUGAUCCGAUCAUCUACGAGCGUCUCAAGGCAACCCGACAUAGCGAUGCUUCAUUGAUCAAGAGCCAAAGAGGUGCGAGCCCACCAAUCAGCAUUGCGGAUCUCUGCCGAGCUCGGCAUCUUAUAUGAUCCUUCUGGUAUGGCGUUAUGUUCAUAUCUCCGGGCCUUUUGGAGCGAGCUUCCCUCCACGGUCAUAGUACGUUAUUCCGAUUGGUAGAUUCGGACUCCAUAGGUUGCCAUUUCUCUCACGAUAUUGGUGUCGUCAUAAGACAUGCUUCUGUAAACAACAUCGCCGCAGAGAUGGCAUCUUACAUUCACGUACAAAUACAAGUCUGUCUUCGCUGUUCUCAAGUGCAAUAUCGAAUUCCAAAAGUUACUCAAGCCAUUACCAAGAAUGACUUCAACGGAACCUCAUCCCGCUAUCGGAGCGCUCGAUCAGCUCCAACCUAGCAAACCACACGCCUUCGACCCUUCUGCCGAUAUCCCCUCACUCAAUGGGAAAAACAUUCUGAUCACGGGUGCGAACAGCGGCAUCGGAAAACAGACUGCCGUCGAAUUGGCUAAGCACAAUCCCGCGCAGAUCUGGAUCGCCGCUCGAAAUGAACAGUCAGGCCUCGAAGCUGUGCAAGACGUCAAGAAAACGGGGUCCAGCGUUGACGUGAGAUUUGUGUCCCUGGAAUUGACGUCCUUUGAGUCGAUCAAGGCGGCGGCCAAGAUUGUACUUGCAGAAGCAGCUCAGCUGGAUCUUCUGAUGUUGAACGCGGGAAUCAUGGGAGGACCUCCAGGCGUUACGGUGGAGGGAUACGAGCUAGCAUUCGGCACCAACCACGUCGGUCACGCAUUGCUAUUUGACAUGCUGGUUCCACUCCUCACCAAGUCCGCUGAGACGUCCGCGACCAAGCCUCGAGUAGUUUCCGUCAGCUCGCGUGGCCAUGCCUUCGAAGUCCCACCGGGAGGCAUCGCAUUCUCAACCCUGAAAUCAACCCAAUCGGAUCUCUCAGGGGUGACGCGUUACACGCAGUCGAAGCUCGCCAAUGUGGUGUACGCGCGAGAGAUUGCACGGCAUCACCCCUCGAUCAUCUCUGUGGCUAUCCAUCCAGAGGACGUAGCUACGCAGUUGUUCGACAAGGGUGUGCAGGGCGGUGGACCAGAGAUUGAGUACCUCGCGCGAGAAGUGGCGCCGAGAGUGGGCGUGAGCUUGGAGGAAGGCGUCAAGAAUGGGCUUUGGGCUAUGACCUCUGACGAUGUGCAGAGCGGCAGGUACUACGAACCUGUUGGCGUACUGGGCAAGGGCAGCGCCUUGUCUAGGGAUAGGGAGCUUGGGGAGAAGCUGUGGAAAUGGACGCAGGAAGAGCUUGGGAGCCAGGUCGUUUGAGCACCAUAUCCCUUUAUGAUCGAGUAGACAUUGUCC